CAAGCGAUCAGUCGACACGAGAAAUAUUUGGGCUCUUCUCUCAAAAAACUUGAUAUACCAAUGAAAUACUCAAGUCCCUUGAUUGCCCUCGCGGCAUUCUUCCUUUGUGUGUUCGGGGCACAAUCUAGGUUCCAAACAUCCUUGCAGCUUCAAGAGAAGUCUAAUAGUUCGGUGGAUCUCGUUUCAACCAUUGAUAAACUUCUGGCAGACCAGGCGGCUUCUCAAGCGGACCUUUGGAAGAAGGGGGACAACCUUGACCUAGGGGAUGAUGAGUCCUAUCCCACAUCCUGCCUCCAAAAAGAUAUUAAGCACAAUACUACGCUUAUGGUGAAAGUCUCGGGACACGGUCCGUUUCCGGUUCUCUGCGACUGCGAGUUGCUCGGUCUUGGCUGGACGGUGAUUCAGAGAAGGCGGGACGGAUUGGUUAACUUCUACCGGGACUGGAAUGAUUAUAAGACCGGGUUCGGAAGCCUGGGAGGAGAUUUCUUUAUUGGCCUAGAGAAACUGAAUUGGCUAACAAAAUCACAUCCCUUUGAACUAUACAUCCAUAUGGAAAACUUCCAGGGUGUGAAGAAGUUUGCCAAAUACGACGAGUUCUUAAUAGGCGAUGAAUCGGAAGGUUUUUCCCUUAAGUUCCUGGGCAGUUUCACAGGCACCGCUGGCGACUCGCUGACCUACCACAAAGGACAAAAGUUCUCGACUUUUGACCGCGACAAUGAUAACGUUAAAAGUCAGAAUUGUGCCCAGUACCACAUUGGCGCUUGGUGGUACGAUGCGUGCCUAAACAGUAAUCUGAAUGGCCAAUAUUUAAACUAUGAGAGUCCGAUUACCACAAUUUCUACCGACGUUAACCGAUAUAUUAAAUGGAAUUCAUUUGAGUCCAGCAAGCCCCUAAAGUUCGUUCAGAUGAUGAUUCGCCCGAAAUUUGGGUGCUUUUAAAUAUUUUUCCUGUAAUGAUUCCAAAUUUUUAUCUUCAAAUUGUUUUCUUGUUUACUUAUGAACUGUUUUUUAAAUAAAAUACAACUUUAUGUAAUCUGUUUAUAUAAUGUAAUCCUAAUAUCAGCAGAAACACCCAGUUGCUUUUGAGUUACCACAAA
Molecule: messenger RNA, 1097 nt
Organism: Drosophila ananassae
Lineage: Eukaryota; Metazoa; Arthropoda; Insecta; Diptera; Drosophilidae
Product: microfibril-associated glycoprotein 4-like
Exons: 4
Coding region: 61-939 (292 amino acids)
Source: RefSeq, a predicted model, not a curated record